Nomascus leucogenys (northern white-cheeked gibbon) is the source of this 5173-nucleotide messenger RNA. It is a transcript of the gene SMC6, whose product is annotated as structural maintenance of chromosomes 6. NCBI's taxonomy places the organism in Eukaryota, Metazoa, Chordata, Mammalia, Primates, Hylobatidae. Gene Ontology annotation, molecular function: single-stranded DNA binding; damaged DNA binding; ATP hydrolysis activity. Gene Ontology annotation, cellular component: Smc5-Smc6 complex; site of double-strand break; nucleus. Gene Ontology annotation, biological process: double-strand break repair via homologous recombination. The record is from RefSeq and is a predicted model, not a curated record.
GGAGGGCGGGGCGCAGGCGCGGUUAGGCCCGCGGUGGGCGCCGGGGCUCCCGGGAUUCUACCUUCUCCUGCGGCCGGCGCGCGGUUCCCAGCCGGCCAGCGGCGGUCAGCCGAGGUCGAGACGCCCGCAGGGUGGCCUUAGCGGCCGGUCGUACCACGGCAGCCCCGCCGAUCAGAUUCCUUUGGGAGACUUCGACUUGUUGGCGACCUGAUGGCCAAAAGAAAGGAAGAAAAUUUUUCCUCUCCUAAAAAUGCCAAAAGGCCAAGACAAGAAGAAUUGGAGGAUUUUGAUAAAGAUGGUGACGAAGACGAAUGUAAAGGUACUACUUUGACUGCAGCAGAAGUUGGAAUAAUUGAGAGUAUUCACCUAAAAAACUUCAUGUGUCAUUCAAUGCUUGGACCUUUUAAGUUUGGUUCUAAUGUCAACUUUGUUGUUGGCAACAAUGGAAGUGGGAAGAGUGCAGUACUCACAGCUCUCAUAGUUGGUCUUGGUGGAAGAGCAGUUGCUACUAAUAGAGGAUCCUCUUUAAAAGGUUUUGUGAAAGAUGGACAGAACUCUGCAGAUAUCUCAAUAACAUUGAGGAACAGAGGAGAUGAUGCCUUUAAAGCCAGUGUGUAUGGUAACUCUAUACUUAUACAGCAACACAUCAGCAUAGAUGGAAGUCGGUCUUAUAAACUUAAAAGUGCAACAGGCUCUGUGGUUUCUACGAGGAAAGAAGAGCUGAUUGCAAUUCUUGAUCAUUUUAACAUCCAGGUGGAUAAUCCAGUUUCUGUUUUAACACAAGAAAUGAGCAAGCAGUUCUUACAGUCUAAAAAUGAAGGAGACAAAUACAAAUUCUUCAUGAAAGCAACACAACUUGAACAGAUGAAGGAAGAUUAUUCAUACAUUAUGGAAACGAAAGAAAGGACAAAGGAGCAGAUACAUCAGGGAGAAGAGCGGCUUACUGAACUAAAGCGCCAGUGUGUAGAGAAAGAGGAACGUUUUCAAAGUAUUGCUGGUUUAAGUACAAUGAAGACUAAUUUAGAGUCCUUGAAACAUGAAAUGGCUUGGGCAGUGGUCAAUGAAAUUGAAAAACAAUUGAAUGCUAUCAGAGAUAAUAUCAAAAUUGGAGAAGAUCGUGCUGCUAGACUUGACAGGAAAAUGGAAGAACAGCAGGUCAGACUUAAUGAAGCAGAACAAAAGUACAAGGAUAUUCAAGACAAACUAGAAAAGAUUAGUGAAGAGACACAUGCACGAGCACCGGAAUGUAUGGCAUUGAAAGCAGAUGUUGUUGCUAAGAAAAGGGCCUAUAAUGAAGCUGAGGUUUUAUAUAACCGAUCCUUAAACGAAUAUAAAGCAUUAAAGAAAGAUGAUGAGCAGCUUUGUAAACGAAUUGAAGAGCUGAAAAAAAGUACUGACCAAUCUUUGGAACCUGAACGGUUGGAAAGACAAAAAAAAAUAUCUUGGUUAAAAGAGAGAGUAAAGGCCUUACAAAAUCAAGAAAAUUCAGUCAAUCAAGAGAUCGAACAGUUUCAGCAAGCCAUAGAAAAGGACAAAGAAGAACAUGGCAAAAUUAAGAGAGAAGAAUCAGAUGUGAAGCAUGCACUGAGCUACAAUCAGAGGCAGCUGAAAGAAUUGAAAGAUAGUAAAACUGAUCGACUCAAAAGAUUUGGCCCUAAUGUUCCAGCUCUUCUUGAAGCCAUAGAUGAUGCUUAUAGACGCGGACAUUUUGCCUAUAAACCUGUAGGCCCUUUAGGAGCUUGCAUUCAUCUUCGGGACCCAGAACUUGCUUUGGCUAUUGAAUCUUGCUUGAAAGGGCUUCUGCAGGCCUAUUGUUGCCAUAAUCAUGCUGAUGAAAGGGUCCUCCACGCACUCAUGAAAAGGUUUUAUUUACCAGGGACUUCACGGCCGCCGAUAAUAGUUUCUGAGUUUCGGAAUGAGAUAUAUGAUGUAAGACACAGAGCUGCUUAUCAUCCAGAGUUCCCAACAGUUCUGACAGCUUUAGAAAUAGAUAAUGCGGUUGUGGCAAAUAGCCUAAUUGACAUGAGAGGCAUAGAGACAGUGCUACUAAUCAAAAAUAAUUCUGUAGCUCGUGCAGUAAUGCAGUCCCAAAAGCCACCCAAAAAUUGUAGAGAAGCUUUUACUGCUGAUGGUGAUCAAGUUUUUGCAGGACGUUAUUAUUCAUCUGAAAACACAAGACCUAAGUUCCUAAGCAGAGAUGUGGAUUCUGAAAUAAGUGACUUGGAGCAUGAGGUUGACAAUAAGAUGGCCCAGAUAUUAAAUCUUCAGCAACAUUUAUCUGUCCUUGAAAAAGAUAUUAAACACAAUGAGGAACUUCUUAAAAGGUGCCAACUACAUUAUAAAGAACUAAAGAUGAAAAUAAGAAAAAAUAUUUCUGAAAUUCGGGAACUUGAGAACAUAGAAGAACACCAGUCUGUUGAUAUUGCAACUUUGGAAGAUGAAGCUCAGGAAAAUAAAAGCAAAAUGAAAAUGGUUGAGAAACAUAUGGAGCAACAAAAAGAAAAUAUGGAGCAUCUUAAAAGUCUGAAAAUAGAAGCAGAAAAUAAAUAUGAUGCAAUUAAAUUAAAAAUUAAUCAACUAUCAGAGCUAGCAGACCCACUUAAGGAUGAAUUAAACCUUGCUGAUUCUGAAGUGGAUAACCAAAAACGAGGGAAACGACAUUAUGAAGAAAAACAAAAAGAACACAUGGGUACCUUAAAUAAAAAGAAACGAGAACUGGAUAUGAAAGAGAAAGAACUAGAGGAGAAAAUGUCACAAGCAAGACAAAUCUGCCCAGAGCGUAUAGAAGUAGAAAAAUCUGCAUCAAUUCUGGACAAAGAAAUUAAUCGAUUAAGGCAGAAGAUACAGGCAGAACAUGCUAGUCAUGGAGAUCGAGAGGAAAUAAUGAGGCAGUACCAAGAAGCAAGAGAGACCUAUCUUGAUCUGGAUAAUAAAGUAAGGACUUUAAAAAAGUUUAUUAAAUUACUGGGAGAAAUCAUGGAGCACAGAUUCAAAACAUACCAACAAUUUAGAAGGUGUUUGACUUUACGAUGCAAAUUGUACUUUGACAACUUACUAUCUCAGCGGGCCUAUUGUGGAAAAAUGAAUUUUGACCACAAGAAUGAAACUCUAAGUAUAUCAGUUCAGCCUGGAGAAGGAAAUAAAGCUGCUUUCAAUGACAUGAGAGCCUUGUCUGGAGGCGAACGUUCUUUCUCCACGGUGUGUUUUAUUCUUUCCCUAUGGUCCAUCGCAGAAUCUCCUUUCAGAUGCCUGGAUGAAUUUGAUGUCUACAUGGAUAUGGUUAAUAGGAGAAUUGCCAUGGACUUGAUACUGAAGAUGGCAGAUUCCCAGCGUUUUAGACAGUUUAUCUUGCUCACACCUCAGAGCAUGAGUUCACUUCCCUCCAGUAAACUGAUAAGAAUUCUCCGAAUGUCUGAUCCUGAAAGAGGACAAACUACAUUGCCUUUCAGACCUGUGACUCAAGAAGAAGAUGAUGACCAAAGUUGAUUUGUAACUUAACAUGCCUUGUCCUGAUGUUGAAGGAUUUGUGAAGGGAAAAAAAAUUCUGAACUCUUUAAUAUAAUAAAAUGAGACUAGAGGCAUUCUGAAAUGAAAGAAACUCCUUUAUAUAUCCAACCACAAUCAAACGUAUAAAUAAGCCUAGAAAACCAACUACAACCAGCAAUUUAAGAUUACUAUUACUUUAGGAAAAUUAAUUUCAUAGUAUUGGUUUUAAAUCUUUUUAAGUUUUUUUAUACCAUCUAUUUUUAUAGAUUCUUUUUCAGAAGUAAAAUUUUGUACAUAUAUACAUGUACAUAUCUGUUUAGUUUGGGUUCAUUUCUAUAGCAUUUUGUAAGAAAAUAAAAGUUUGAGCACCUGAUUAUAUUUAGUUUUGCUUUUCCAGAUAUUUACAUUCUAUAGUUACCAAAAAUGGAUGAAGGAAGGGAUUUCUCAUUGCAGAGGGUGGGGUGCAAGGGCAGUAAGACACUUGUACGGAGCACUGAAGCUUUGCCAACUUCUACACAUGCCUUUUUCUCAGUCCUUUAACUGUCCACCCUACCAAGAGCUUGUAACCAGUAUCAGAACUGGAUAAUGAUGCAGUUUUUCACUCUAACCUCCAGCAUGCUUGCCUGGUUUAAAAGCCCUCAGUUUGCAGUCCAGGGACUGUUCAGGCUUGUCCUCAGCUGAGAGGACACAGGCUAGAGGGACUGUGCAGACCAGACUGGGAGAAGGGCUGGGAAGACAGAGUGGAGUGUGGAUCCUCAUGGAGCAGGAGAGUAGCUCGUGGCUCCAGGAGCCUGCGGCCAUGCAGUUGAUGGUGAGCUGACAUCAAUUCUAAGACUCAUCCUAAUUUAGGGGUGUUAAAAAGUGUGCUGCUUAGAGUGAUCAAAUAUAGUUAUUGUAAAAAAUGAUAUUUAUGAACUUUAUAUUUUAGAAAACAUGAAUUUUAUUGCUCCCUGUAUUCUUUGUUUGAUACUAGGAUUCAUGCUAAACUUUUUAAGAAUGUAUUGGAUAUCAAGAAGCAUUCCUUACAUUAGUAGCAAUAAAUAUUAGAAUAAAUAUGAAAUUGAACUAUUUUCAGAUAAAGGGCAGUAUAUUAAGAGCAAGGACUGUUCUCUAGUUAUUGAGGAAAACUGGACUUUGUUUGUGUUUUUGGUAGAGGAAGAAGUUUAAGAUACUUUAGUCUUAAAUUGAGGUUUGUUGCCAAAUGAGAAGUUCAAAAACUUGGGCUUUCUAAUCUGAGAAUUUCCAGGAGGAGGAAAGCGUGUGCUGAAUAUUUUAAACAUUUCUCACCAAUCAUACAAAGUCUGAUUUUUAAAUUUACACUUAUAAUGCCUUUGUAUUAAAACUAUUUUUAACAUGUGCUUUUCCAAAUUAAAAAUGAAGUAGAGUAUACCAAAUGCAUAAACUUUCAUUAGCUAAGGAACUAAUGUCUGAAUUUUGUUAUAGUUUUGAAUGUUGUGCUCUUUAAUACAGAACGGGAAACAUAAUCGUCAGGUAUCCCAGCAUCUCUUGUUGAAUUGAAGAUUAUUCAUUGCUUUGGCCUCACGAAGUUUUGGUUUCAACUAUCAUAAGUGAAAAUAUCUUCCUUUAAUGUUCUAAGUAGUGAUAAUAUUACUAGAAUGAAAGAAUAAACAAUUGUUCUUUUAAAAUAUGUGUAACUUCUAAAAAUAAAACUUAAAAUUUAUAUGUA